This is a messenger RNA of Suhomyces tanzawaensis NRRL Y-17324, 465 nucleotides long. It is a transcript of the gene SOD1, whose product is annotated as superoxide dismutase. The coding region runs from base 1 to 465 and encodes 154 amino acids. The record is from RefSeq and is a predicted model, not a curated record. The transcript is spliced from 2 exons. Lineage: Eukaryota; Fungi; Ascomycota; Pichiomycetes; Serinales; Debaryomycetaceae. Gene Ontology annotation, biological process: removal of superoxide radicals. Gene Ontology annotation, molecular function: superoxide dismutase activity; copper ion binding.
AUGGUCAAAGCUGUCGCUGUUUUAAGAGGAGAUUCCAAGGUUUCUGGUGUCGUCACCUUCUCGCAAGAAAAGGAGUCUGACCCCACCACUAUCUCGUGGGAAAUCAGUGGAAACGACCCCAACGCCUUGAGAGGGUUCCACAUCCACACCUUUGGUGACAACACCAACGGUUGUACCUCUGCCGGUCCCCACUUCAACCCAUUCUCCAAGGAGCACGGUGCCCCAGAAGACGAAAACAGACACGUUGGUGACAUGGGCAACAUCUCCACCGACUCCACCGGUCUUGCCAAGGGCUCCAAGCAGGACUCCUUGAUCAAGUUGAUCGGAACCCACUCCAUUCUCGGCAGAACCGUGGUUGUCCACGAAGGUACUGACGAUUACGGUAAGGGAGGUUUCGAGGACUCCAAGGCCACUGGUCACGCUGGUGGCAGACCAGCCUGUGGUGUCAUUGGUCUUACCCAGUAA